Messenger RNA from Aureobasidium pullulans EXF-150, 498 nucleotides. RefSeq names its product DnaJ-domain-containing protein. The transcript has a single exon. Gene Ontology annotation, molecular function: metal ion binding. Gene Ontology annotation, biological process: protein histidyl modification to diphthamide. The record is from RefSeq and is a predicted model, not a curated record. Lineage: Eukaryota; Fungi; Ascomycota; Dothideomycetes; Dothideales; Saccotheciaceae. Bases 1 to 498 code for a protein of 165 amino acids.
AUGGCGAAUCACUAUGAGGCGCUAGGUUUAGGUCAUCGCCAAUUCGAUGGGAGCCUGACCGCCCAGGACAUCAAGCAAGCAUAUCGAAGAGCUUUGCUUGAACAUCACCCGGACAAGGCGCAGACUGGAGGCGCAUCACAAACCGUGGAUUCCAUCACAGUCGCUUACAAAACUUUGUCUGACCCCGACACCAAAGUAGACUAUGAUCGUGAAAUCCGGCUCCAGCAGGCGCGCAACAAGGGCGAUGACAAAAUCUUCCAUACCGGACUCGACAUUGUAGAUCUGGAUGAUUUAGACUACGACGAUGAGACUGGCGAAUGGUGGAGAGGUUGCAGGUGUGGCCAAGAUCGUGGUUUUGUCAUUACCGAGGACGAAUUGGAGAAAGAAUCGCGCUACGGAGAACUCAUCACCGGCUGCAAGGGAUGCAGUCUCUGGCUCAAGGUUCUGUUCGGAAUUGAGGAAGACGAAGAGGAAGACUUCAAGACUGCUGCUGAAUGA